This is a messenger RNA of Sinocyclocheilus grahami, 1248 nucleotides long. RefSeq names its product otoferlin-like. The transcript has 10 exons. NCBI's taxonomy places the organism in Eukaryota, Metazoa, Chordata, Actinopteri, Cypriniformes, Cyprinidae. Gene Ontology annotation, biological process: synaptic vesicle priming; plasma membrane organization. The record is from RefSeq and is a predicted model, not a curated record. Gene Ontology annotation, molecular function: AP-2 adaptor complex binding; calcium ion binding. The annotation marks the transcript as partial. Gene Ontology annotation, cellular component: presynaptic active zone membrane; synaptic vesicle membrane.
CCCAUCAGCUUUGAAGUCACUAUUGGUAACUAUGGUAACCAGAUUGAUGGAGUGAGCAAGCCUGCAUCAGCAAAGAAGAAGAAAGAGGAUGGAGGGGAGAGUGAAGAAGAGGAGUCUGAGCUCAUCCACAACUCCAGCGAUGAAGGGGCAGAGGAUGAUGGAGAUUUGACGUCUGUGCCGUCCACCCCUCCUAUGAAACCGGUUAUUACUGACAGAAAUUACUUCCACUUGCCUUACUUUGAAAAGAAACCCUGCAUUUACAUCAAGAGCUGGUGGCAAGACCAGAGGAGACGGCUCUACAACUCCAAUAUAAUGGACAAGCUAGCAGAUAAACUAGAGGAAGGUCUGAAUGACGUUCAAGAAAUCAUAAAAACAGAGAAGGCUUAUCCAGAACGCAGACUUAGAGGUGUAUUAGAAGAGCUCAGCACAAAUUGCAGUCGAUUUGUUACACUGGCAAACAAAGAUCAGAAUCUAUCCGGAAGAACCAAGCUGGACAAAGAGAGGCUGAAGACCUGUAUGAGAGAGAUGGAGAGUAUGGCUCAGCAGACGAAGACUAUUCGCUCACAAGUGAAGAGAAACACGGUUCGAGACAAACUCAAGCUAGUAUUCAAUUUCCUUCACAGACUUCGUUUCCUGGCAGAUGAGCCCCAGCACAGCAUCCCUGAUGUGUUCAUAUGGAUGAUUAGCAACAACAAACGCAUAGCGUAUGCCCGCAUACCCUCAAAAGACAUCCUCUACUCAAUUGUUGGCGAAGAGAUGGGAAAAGACUGUGGGAAAGUUAAAGCUGUUUUUCUCAGGCUGCCCGGAAAGAAAGGCUUUGGGCCUGCUGGCUGGACAGUUCAGGCUAAACUAGAGAUGUAUUUGUGGCUGGGGUUGAACAAACAGAGGAAAGACUUCCUGAGUGGCCUCCCUAGCGGCUUCGAAGAAAACAAGGCAACGAAAGGAACAGGCAUACAAGCUGUUCCUCCCAUUAGCCUGGUUUAUAACAUGAAGCAGGUGUUUCAGCUGAGGGCCCACAUGUAUCAGGCUCGCAGUCUGUUUGCUGCUGACAGUAGUGGCCUGUCUGACCCUUUUGCAAGGGUUUUCUUCUCCACCCACAGCCAGGUGACAGAGGUCCUCAAUGAGACUCUCUGUCCUACAUGGGAUCAGUUGCUUGUGUUUGAUAAUGUUGAACUCUUUGGCGAUGCUGGUGAACUCCGUGACGACCCUCCAAUUAUUGUUAUCGAACUGUAUGACCAAGACACUGUG